Molecule: messenger RNA, 2939 nt
Organism: Myotis daubentonii (Daubenton's bat)
Lineage: Eukaryota; Metazoa; Chordata; Mammalia; Chiroptera; Vespertilionidae
Gene: SLC26A1
Product: solute carrier family 26 member 1
Biological process (GO): sulfate transmembrane transport
Cellular component (GO): membrane
Molecular function (GO): secondary active sulfate transmembrane transporter activity
Source: RefSeq, a predicted model, not a curated record
GCUCGGGGUCCAGCCGACCAGCAGACCCGGCCGGGCCUGGGAGGACAGACAGCCGCCGGCCCUCACUACCCACUGAGCCCGACCCGUGAGGGUUCCCUCAGGUUUCCGAGGGCCUCGCUCCCGCGAUGGACGUGUCCCCCGAGCAGCAGGGCGGAGCCCCUGUGCUGGUCCGCCGGCGGCCCCCGCCGCCCCCGGGCCUGCGCCGGACGCUGAAGGCCAGGCUGCGGCGGAGCUGCGUGUGCAGCGCGCGGGGGGCGCGGGCGCUGGUGCAGGGCCUGUUCCCCGCCACCCGCUGGCUGCGCAGGUACAGCCCGCGGGAGGACCUGGCGGGCGACGUCGUGUCCGGGCUGGUCAUCGGCAUCAUCCUGGUGCCCCAGGCCAUCGCCUACUCGCUGCUGGCAGGGCUGCAGCCCGUCUACAGCCUCUACACGUCGUUCCUCGCCAACCUCAUCUACUUCCUCAUGGGCACCUCCCGCCACGUCUCCGUGGGCAUCUUCAGCCUGCUCUGCCUCAUGGUGGGGCAGGUGGUGGACCGGGAGCUCCUGCUGGCUGGCUUCGACCCUGCCCAGGACGGCGCCGGGCCCGGGGACAACGGCAGCGCCCUCAACGCCUCAGCGGCCAGCCUGGCACCCGGGCUGCGGGACUGCGGGCACGACUGCUAUGCCAUCCGCGUGGCCACCGCCCUCACGCUGAUGGCUGGGAUUUACCAGGUCCUCCUGGGCGUCCUGCGCCUGGGCUUCCUGUCCGCCUACCUCUCGCAGCCACUGCUUGACGGCUUCGCCACGGGGGCCUCGGUGACCAUCCUGACGUCCCAACUGAGGCACCUGCUGGGGGUGCGGGUGCCCCGGCACCAGGGGCUGGGCCUGGUGGUCCGCACGUGGCUGAGCCUGCUGCAGAGCGCCGGGCAGGCCAACCUGUGUGACGUGCUGACCAGCGCCGUGUGCCUGGCCGUGCUGCUGGCCGCCAAGGAGCUCUCGGACCGCUGCCGGCACCGCCUGAGGGUGCCGCUGCCCACGGAGCUGCUGGUCAUUGUGGCGGCCACGCUUGUGUCCCACUUCGGGCAGCUCCACGCCCGCUUCGGCUCCAGCGUGGCCGGCGACAUCCCCACCGGCUUCGUGCCCCCGCGGGUGCCGGACCCGGAGCUGAUGUGGCGCGUGGCACUGGACGCUGUGCCCCUGGCCCUCGUGGGCUCCGCCUUCUCCGUCUCGCUGGCGGAGAUGUUUGCCCGCAGCCACGGCUACUCCGUGCGCGCUGACCAGGAGCUGCUGGCCGUGGGCUGCUGCAACGUGCUGCCCGCCUUCUUCCACUGCUUUGCCACCAGCGCCGCCCUGGCCAAGAGCCUGGUGAAGACGGCCACCGGCUGCCGCACGCAGCUGUCCAGCGUGGUCAGCGCCGCCGUGGUGCUGCUGGUGCUGCUGUGGCUGGCGCCGCUGUUCCGGGACCUGCAGCGCUGCGUCCUGGCCUGCGUCAUCGUCGUCAGCCUGCGGGGGGCCCUGCGCAAGGCCCGGGACGUCCCGCAGCUGUGGCAGCUCAGCCGGGCCGACGCGCUGGUCUGGGUGGCCACGGCGGCCACCUGCGUGCUGGUCAGCACCGAGGGCGGGCUGCUGGCGGGCCUGCUCCUCUCGCUGCUCAGCCUGGCCGGCCGCACCCGGCGCCCCCGCGCCGCCCUGCUCGCCCGCAUCGGGGGCUCCUGCUCCUACGAGGACACGGCGGAGUUCGAAGGCCUGGUCCCCGAGCCCGGGGUGCAGGUGUUCCGCUUCGCAGGGCCCCUCUGCUACACCAACAAGGACUUCUUCCUGAGCUCCCUCUACAGCCUCACGGGGCUGGACGCGGGGCGCGCGGCUGCCGGGAGGGCGGGGCGGGGCCCGGAGCCCCUGGUCAGCGAGGACCGGGGCCCAGCGAGCAGCACGGCCGCGCUGGUGCCCGCACCGGCGGCGGGCUUCCACACGGUGGUCAUCGACUGCGCCCCGCUGCUAUUCCUGGACGCGGCCGGCCUGGCCACCCUGCGGGACUUGCGAAGAGACUACGGGGCGCUGGGCAUCGCCCUGCUGCUGGCCUGCUGCAGCCCCCCGGUGAGGGACGCCCUGCGCAGAGGGGGCUUCCUGGGGCACGGCCAGGAGGGCGCGGGGGAGGAGGCGCAGCUGCUCCACAGCGUGCACGACGCCGUGCAGGCGGCCCGAGCCCGGCACAGGGAGCCAGCGCCCGCCAACUCCUCUCUGUAGCGGAGGCGGCACCGCCCAGACCCAGUCCCAGGGGUGCCCACGCCGAACCCCUCACAGCACCACCCUCACCACCGAUCACCCAGACCGACUCCUCCCGGGCAUGGUGCCAUGUCCUCCCGGGAGGGACAAGGGAGCCUUUAAAACAGACGCCACCUCUGUGCGAAGCUGGAUCCUGGCGCUGUGCGUCGCGGGGGCCAGGCUGACACCCAGUGUUACUGUCUUAUUUGAACGAGGACCCGAGACAACCCUGUGGCCUGCCAGAUGCCAGAAGGACACUGGGCCCUGGGCCCCCGCAGCCCCUCCCACCGGUGAGAGCGGGCAGCUCUGGCCAGGGCCUGGGCGUCUGUGUCUCUGGCAGCUCCCCCAACACACACACCCAAGUGUCCCUUACACCUGGGCCCAGGCCCCGGCUAGGCCUGCAGGGCCCAAGGCCCUGGUGUGACCAGCGUAACCUCAGUCGGCCCGUGGGCACCACAUCCCUGCACAGCCCGACUCACGAACACCCAGCACAUGUCUAGCUGGUUAGGCUCAGUGGACAGAGCGUCAGCCUGUGGGCUGAAAGGUCCCAGGUUUGAUUCCGGUCAAGGGUACACGCCUGGGUUGCAGGCUCGAUCCCCAGCGGGGGGCGUGCAAGAGGCAGCCAGUCAAUGGUUCUCUCUCAUCACUGAUGUUUCUAUCUUUCUCUCCCUCUCCCUUCCUCUCUGAAAUCAAUAAAAA